AUGAUCACAAGAACAGUGAACAAAAAUCCCAGAACCACACGGGGGGACCUAGUGAAUGACCUGCAGAGAGCUGGGACCAAAGUAACAAAGGCUACCAUCAGUAACACACUACGCCGCCAGGGACUCAAAUCCUGCAGUGCCAGAUGUGUCCCCCUGCUUAAGCCAGUACAUGUCCAGGCCCGUCUGAAGUUUGCUAGGGAGCAUUUGGAUGAUCCAGAAGAGGAUUGGGAGAACGUCAUAUGGGCAUUGAAGAUGAAACGUGGCUGGGGCUUUCAACAUGACAAUGAUCCCAAACACACCGCCCAGGCAACGAAGGAGUGGCUUCGUGAGAAGCAUUUCAAGGUCCUGGAGUGGCUUAGCCAGUCUCCAGAUCUCAACCCCAUAGAAAAUCUGUGGAGGGAGUUGAAAGAUGUGACCAUUACUGAUUCUGUAGCCAUGCUGUCAGUGCUGGACUCCAAACACCAAAAAUCUGGUACAUCUGCAUCAUGUGCCCUUUGGCCAGUGGACCUCAAGUUAACUCACUUGGACUGGAACCCUGAAGCAACCUUGAUACAUUUCCAGGGACAGUACCUUACCAUAUGUGAUCUUGACUAUAUCAUCUUGCAAGGGGAAAUACAGAACAUACUAAAGACUAAAGCUGCAGUGGAUAUCGGAGAGUUUUGCCUUGUGGAAGAUGUGGAUUCAGGCCGCUGGUACAGAGGAAGAGUUCAAAACUGGAAAAAGGACUUGUUCGAUGUUUUCCUCAUAGAUCACGGUAACCUUUUGAGUGUUGACAUCAGCCACAUAUCUUCCUGUUCAAACGACCUGUUCAUCCUGCCUCCCAAGCUAGUUUGUGGCUUUCUUGCAAAUGUUUUGCUGCUUCACGGUUGUUCUCAUUCUGUAGUGGAUAAGUACUUCUCAAACCUGAUUAAAAAACAUGUCACCGGUUACAUCCAAGCCCUCCUGCCCCACAAAGUUUUCUUGUUGGAAGCCCCCGACAUUAACAUUGACCUCAUUAGACAUGGGUUUGGGAGGCAUGUGGACACAGAUACUUUCCUCCUCUUGGUUGGCAUGCUCACAGAAGUGCCGCUCAAACAAAACAUGGAUCCAGUUCCUGACUUACUCAUUAAAAAGCCAUGGGGGCAAGAAUUCUGCUUCAAAUCAUCCUGUUUGCAGGGAUACAAAGAUAUUCUGUCUCUCUGUGGGCCCAGAUUGAGUUGUGGGACACGUGCUAAAGUGCGUGUAACUGCUGCUGUUAACCCUGGGCUGUUUUACUGUCAGAAGACCAGUAUGGAAACAGAUCUUUGGGAAAUGUCAAAGAUGCUGGCUACAGUUAAUGAGUCCCGAAUCAAAGAACGCAACCAGAAGACUCCAGAAAACCUGGGUUUACUGUGCUCGGUCAAAGGCAAAGAUGGGAAAUGGUACAGAGGCUAUGUGCAGUUUCUCCCAGUCAACUCUCAACUUCGAGUUUUGUUCAUUGACUAUGGAUUCUUUGAAUCUGUCAAUGUUGAGAACGUCUAUGGGUUACCACCUGACUUAUUUUCAACAACAAUCAUGGCGUUCCCAUGCUCACUCUCCUCACUGAGUGAUGAGGAUGAGGCGGUCAAAACUCAGCAGUUGAAUUUUCUCAAGGCAGGCUUGCUUGGAAGAGUGUUAGAUGUGGAGAUCAGAGGUUUCGACAAAGAACAGCACCUGUACUCUAUCACAGUAAUUGGUGUUGAAGACAAUAAUGUGAAGGAACCAGAGCCCAUUCAAGAGCUUCCUAGCAUGAUAAUUGAGUCAGUUUCAAAGGAAGACUUGUCACCUCAGUGUGGCUAUUUAUACAAUGAGACAAUCAUGGGCAAAGCCAUGUGUAAAACACUGGAAGCAGAAGGGAUCCAUGUAAACUCUGUCUUUGUGGGCUUUGUCGUGCAUGUCCAGAAUCCAAGCCACUUCUGGAUCAGAACGGAAAAACGUAAUGAUGAGUUUGAAGAAAUGACGAUGAAAAUGGCAGAUACCUUCAGUCAAAUAAAGCUGGAUGAAGACGUGCUUUUGAAGCCUGCGCUUGGGACACUGUGCUGUGCAGUGUAUGAGGAAGACAUGCAUUUCUACAGAGGUGUAGUGACAGACACUUAUAAGCAUGGAUCUGAAGUUCUUUUUAUCGAUUUUGGGAACAUUGAGAAAGUGCCACACAAGUUGAUCAAGAAGAUGCCAGAGACAUUUGCGAACAAAUCAGCAUAUGCCUUCUGUUGCACUCUUGUUAAUGUUUUUCCAUUGGAUGAAAUCUGGACCUGCAUCACCUCUGACUUUUUCAGGCAAGCUGUGUCAAACAAACCCCUGCUAGUCCAUGUGGUCCAAAUGAGAAAAAACAAAUUUGUUGUUGAUCUCCAUGACAUGGAAAGUAAAGACAAUCAAAGUAUCACUGAGCUCCUCAUCUCUUCGAAACAAGCUGCAUACUGGAACAAUGUUACCAUAGAGCCCGUGGUGCAAAACAACAUAGAUCUCACAGAAAAAACAAGGUCUCUCACAGAAAAAACAAGGUCCCCAAGAUAUGGUGUGAAAUCAGACAUCAAUGGGUAUACAGAGCAAUUGCACUGUGAGAAGGUAGGGAAAACGUGCAAAAUUGAAACUGAGAAGGUCCAAGCACCUGCUAGCUUCAAAGCCUUAAACAUCAAGCCAGGGUGUAAUUUGGCUGUGAUUUGCUCUUACAUCAAGUCUCCAUCAGAGUUCUGGUGCCAGCCUCUAGAUAAACAUCUAGCUUUGAAGGAACUGAUGGAUGAACUCCAACAAUAUUACUCAACUCACAGUGUUCCCCUCAAUUCAAGGGGUUCAUGUUGUAUCGCCAAGUCACCUCAAGAUGGUAGAUGGUACAGGGCCUUCGUCAUAGAGAUACAGAAAAGUCAUGCCAGAGUGAUGUUGGUUGACUAUGGCUUUACCAUCCAAAUCAAGGAGCAGAAUCUUGAGGCAAUAAUGCCAGAAUAUCUUUAUUUGGAAGCACAAGCUUUCAGGUGCAGCCUUAACAACCCGAUCAAACCUGCUGACCCCGAGAACAGUGGGGAUUGGAGUCCGGCUGUGUGUAAGGAGCUGAAAGAUUUAGUCUUCAACAGCACCAGUGCUUUAAGAUGUGAAGUCACACAGUUGUAUGUGAAAUUCCAAGGGCUGUAUAAUGUCGUGGAACUCUACGACACCCAAACCCAACAGAGCCUAACAAAUUUGCUCUUUAAGCAGAGCGUGCCGAGAGAAGAGCCAAUCUCAGCAAUGCAACUGUCAACCAUGAUUCCUGAGUCUUUUGUCUACUCUUCACAUGAUCUGCGUCCUGGAAAUGAGGAACAAGUCUACAUCACUCACGUUAGCAGUCAGUGUGAGAUCUACUGCCACCUUGAGAGAAACACUGAAAUGAUUGAAGAGCUCGAAAACAAAAUCUCAGAUGAGAGUGAGAAACUGAUGCAAGACAGUACGACAGCAGUUGUGAGGAAGCUGUCCCUGGCAAAAUACUUUGAUGGCAAAUGGUACAGGGGCUUGGCACAUCCUGUUCAGUCCCCUCUGCAUCUUGGUGUGUUUUUUGUGGAUUAUGGAAACACAAACAUAUCUGAGAAAACCCAUGUCAUGUGUAUCCCCAGAGACUCUGAUUUAUUGUACACACCCAUGCAGGCUGUGAAAUGCCACCUUGCUUCAGUGUCCAAGGAAAAGCUCUGUUCAGAUGUAAGAGAAUGGCUUGAUGGCGCAAUCCUCAACAAGCAAUUGAGAGUCGUCGUAAUUGGAAAAAGAGAAGACGGUUCAUUUGACGUUGAACUGUUUGAUGGAGACGUUAACAUCAGUGAGAAGGUAAAGGAGCUCAUUCUCAGGUUUUCACCAGAACCAAGGACGGUUGUGAGUUUUAACAUGAGCGGUCCAAAGAAGAAACCUAAAGCUCUCAUUACAGGACACACAAAGUCUUCAGUUGUGUGCAAGAAUCAAAGUCGACGGCCUUCAAGGUCCCCGACAUUGAUUGCCUCCAGAUGCACUCAAUUUGGGAAUGCACCUCGCAAAAAGAACCGCCCCCCAAAAAAACAUGUUCCCGGUGAACGACCUCAACAUACAGAGGACACUGAGAUCCAUCAGCUCUCGUGUUUGCCAGACAUGAAAGUGAGCUCAGGUUUCAGGGCGAUGUGUUUCGUCUCCCACAUCAACUCAGUUGACAGUUUCUUUCUUCAACUGUCAGAGGAUGAACCUACCAUCUUGAAAAUGGGAGAAAAUCUCAACUCUAGUAUCAUCAGGGAUUCCUUGAAGAGUGCUACAUUUUUGAGAGUAAAUGACCUUGUUCUGGCUGAGUAUGAGGAGGACGGAGCUCUGUAUCGUUCUGCCGUGACGAACUAUGAAGGAAGUUCCCGUUUCAAAGUUGAGUUUGUGGACUAUGGAAACUCAGCAGUUAUGGGCAAGGAAAAGAUCUACUCCAUACCAAAGGAGUAUCUCUCUCACCCAAGAUUCAGCAUUGCAUGCUCCCUGUUGGACACAAGCAUGUACAAAAGUGAUGUCUCUUUCACUGAUGCAGUGAUGGAGAAACCUCUCUUGGUUGAUUUUGUCCGUCAUAAAAAUCAUUGGGAAGUCGAGGUUGAGAUUCUUGAUGGAUCCGGUUGUGUUCCAUCUGUACUGGAAGCAGCCGUUGAAAGUGAAAAGGGAGAGAAGUCCCCUGCGUCAUUUCAAAGAGACGAGAAAGCGACAUCCUGUGAGCAGAACGUCCUUACAAAAGAAGUGAGUGAGGAGAAAAAACCUGCAGAAUGCAAAAUAACUAGUGUUGAUGAUGAUGAUAAGCCAACACCUGCCACACUGUCACCUAAAAUAGAAAAACAUAGAGGAGCACCCACCAUAAACAAAGGAGACUCUAAGGAGAAUCCAAGAAUGAUCACAAAAUCCUCAGUCGAAGCAAAAAGUGAUUGUGCCGAUGCACACAUACCUCCUUCUAUUCAGGUUAGAGACACAGAGGCUAGUACAGUUCUGUCGGUCCUGAGUAACGGGACUUUUUAUGCCAGACUAAAUAGGACCAGUGAACUGCUUACUGCAAUGGAAAGUUGUAUUGCUGACAACCUAUACAAGUGCAAGAUGGUGGCAGAUGAGGAUGUCAAACACGGCCUUGAGUGCUUAGUUCAGGUGGACAUGCAGUGGCACAGGGCGUUUGUUCAAGAUGUAGGCUUGGAAACAUGCCAGGUCCUCCUCGUGGAUCAUGGAACAACUGUAAAAAUCCCAAGUGGCUCAAUCCAACGCGAGUGUAGCGAGCUGACAAAAAUGCCGCACCUUGCAGUUUUGUGCAAACUGAACUGCCUUGGGUUCAGUGAGGGAGUGGCUGCCCCUGAAUUGUGGCGUGAAACACUCAAACCAAUGAUUGGCAAAGAAGUCAAACUGGUGUUUGUGUGUUAUUCAGAAGCUGAAAAACUUUGGAAGGUUGAAGUAGUCAAGGAUGGACUGUUCGUCCUUUGUCACAUUACAACCUCUCUGCAGCAGAAUGAAGAGAUGGUCCCAUCAACUGCCGAAACACGAAUUGAGGAAGUGGAAGGGGAAUUCAACUUGUGCACAAGCCCCCCUCAGCAGCUUUUCUUUGCUCCUAUUGAUAUAGAUAAAGCGUAUUCUGGGUUUGCUGCUGCAGUGACGACUCCCUGCGAGUUUUGCAUCGUCCUGGAGGACUUACUACUUGUCAUGAACAAAGUGUCCUUAAUAUUGGAUGACCUCCCUGAGCAAAUGUCUCUUCCUGUAGCCCACCUCGUCCCUGGCACUUGCUGCCUGUUUAAGUCACACACAAAGAAUAAGUGGUGCCGGGCCGAAAUCGCAGACGCCGACACCACAGCGGUCCUAAACCUGGUGGAUUACGGCCAUUACGAAGGCAUCCCGUACGAAGACUGCUCCAAGCUGAAGAGGUUACCUGAGGAAAUGAGGAACCUCCCAAAGGUGACAUACCCUUGCAUUCUGAGAGGGGUGAAGCCAGUUGGAGCAGAUGGACAAUGGACCGAUGGAGCAGCAGUCUUCUUCCAGCAGAGUUUGUACCAGAAGAACCUCCAGAUCUUCUUCAGGGAAUGUGUAUCAAACACACACUGGAAGGUGGACAUUCUGGCAGAAGGCGUCCAUGUUGCCAAGGAGCUGGUGGAUGCUGGGCAUGCCAAUUAUAUAGACGUCAUGCUAGGACUGAGGUUCCAGCAACAGCGCCCCUGUAGAGCAGCUCCUCGUGACCCUGAUAGUGAGGAAGAGUGGAGAGAAGAUGAAGCCUUCACUGGGAAGACGGAUCUCUUUGUUGAGUCUGCUGAUGAAGCGGAGGGGAAGAUGCCUCUGUCUGAAUCUCAGCAAUGUUUUAUGAUGUGA
Messenger RNA from Cyclopterus lumpus (lumpfish), 6285 nucleotides. RefSeq names its product tudor domain containing 15 (gene tdrd15). The transcript is spliced from 6 exons. Gene Ontology annotation, molecular function: DNA binding. NCBI's taxonomy places the organism in Eukaryota, Metazoa, Chordata, Actinopteri, Perciformes, Cyclopteridae. The coding region runs from base 1 to 6285 and encodes 2094 amino acids. Gene Ontology annotation, biological process: DNA integration; DNA transposition. The record is from RefSeq and is a predicted model, not a curated record.